This is a messenger RNA of Manduca sexta (tobacco hornworm), 1010 nucleotides long. RefSeq lists its product as uncharacterized. The transcript has 2 exons. Bases 69 to 1010 code for a protein of 313 amino acids. Lineage: Eukaryota; Metazoa; Arthropoda; Insecta; Lepidoptera; Sphingidae. The record is from RefSeq and is a predicted model, not a curated record.
UUAAGAUUACCACGAUCGGCUGCUCUUUACCAUCCACGCAAUAACCAGUAAAAAAUACUAGACAGGCAAUGGCAAAACCAAAAAAAGUUAUGACUAAGGAAGAAAAAAUGGAGCAGGCUAGACUUCACAAAAGACAAGUUUAUGCUGAAAUAAAGAAAGAUCCUGAAAAGUAUGCUCUACAGAAAGAAAAGGAUAGGCAACGAUAUCUCAAGAGAAAAGAACAAAAAAAAAUUAAAUUAGUUGGAGACAUGACACCACGACAGAAGAGAAAUCAAAGAAAACAGUGGAGGGAGAAUUCACGACGUUACUAUGAAACAAAGAAGAAAAGUAGAACCAUUCAAGAACUAAUAAUUGAAGACUUGGAUUCUUUAUCGAGAAAUACAGAAAGUCCAGCAACGACUGUAGAUCCAUUAGCUGGCCCCUCAAACCUUACUCUGGAUACCAAUAAUGAAACAAAUAACCCUAACACCUGUAAUAAAUGUCACAAGAAAAAAAUAUAUAUUAACAAAUUACGUUAUCGAAAUAAAAGAAAAAUUGGAAUAUUAAACGCCCAAAUAGAGAAUCUACAGAGAGAUAAGAAUAACCUUAGAAGAAUCCUGUUAAAAUUAUUACAGAUCAAUAGAAAACAAAAGAAAGAAAUAAAAACACCUAUACAAAUAAAAAUAGAAAAUAUUAAUAAAUACGUAGACGGACAAAAACUUGAAGAAGUGAAGAAAGAACUGGCUUUUGGAGAAAUUUUAAAUUCAAGUUUAAAGGAUCAUUACAAACAAAUUAACAAAAAAGGAAAACGUUUAUUUAGUGAUGCCGUACUAAAGCAAAGAAAGCGGCUCAAGAAAUAUAAUAUUUUAGGAAAAGUAAAACCAUUUACAAUUAAAAAUAAAAAGGAGGCAUCUAUUAGAUCUGAUAAGAGAACUGACAAUUUGAAAGUACUGAUAGAACAUUUCCUGGAAGAGGAUGUUAAUAGUAGAAUUUUGCCAGAUAAAAGGAAUACAUUACAAGAAAAGGUGUAA